AUGAAGUUCUUCGAUAAGAACAGAGAUUUGGAGACAUUUCAAGAUGACAAUCAAAUCGCAGGAGUGGAUGACACGGAACAAGGUUACUUAGAAGAAGCCUUUGAUCAGGACUAUGAACCUGAAGAUGAAGAUGAAUGUGAUUUCAAUCUAUGUGGACAAUUUGAUGAUAUCAAUGACUCCAAAAGAGAAAAGCUCUUGGCAGAUGCAGACAAUGAUGUCGAUGAUAUGCCAGAACUCACUGUCAGAUUCCAAGGAGAUGAUGACUAUGAAUCAAACGACGAUUCAGCUGAUGAAGGCGAUGAAGAGGAAGAGCCUAUUGUGGCCGAUUUGGAUCACCAUCAAGAAAAUGUCGAUAGAGGAACUGAUGAUAUUGGGAGCCUCGUUUCUGAUCUGGAGGACCUACAAGAGCCGCCAGAAGAAGAGAUUGUAUUUGAGCCUGAAACACCUCAAGUAGCAAAAGUCACUCGAUCUGGGCAAACAUAUGCGCAAGCUGCAAUGUCUGGGCUGAACCUUUCCCAAGUUCCAAAGAGACCAAGAGAAUGGCCUUCGAGCAGGAGUGGCAGUUCUGCCAAUGAGAACAAGAAUCGAGUUGCAACAAGAUGCAAGCAUCGAGAAAGAGACUUGAAACCGUUGAAGAACAAGUUAAACUCUGGUAUUCGUACCAAAGAAGGAAGUCGCAGUACUAAAGACAGUAAAGCUAUCCUUGAAGCAAAGCACAAUCUAUGUUUCCAACAGAUUGGGAAUGAGAUGAAAGCUGAUUAUGAAGAGCACAAUGCUAUUCUGAUCGCUCGUUGCAUGAUGCAGAUCAAGGCCAAGUUCGAUACUGACAAAGGUCUGAACUUCAUUCAACAGUAUUACAUCAAUCAAGGACUGAAGAAGUUUGGUGAUGAUGGAAAGGAUGCUGUGGAUAAGGAAUUGAGACAAAUGCUCCUGAGAGAUUGUUUCACUCCCAAAUUUGUUAAAGACAUGACCGCGUCUGAGCGAAAGAAGGCCCAAUCAGCGAUGAUGUUACUUGCGGAAAAGCAAUUUGAAAAGACAAUUAAAGGUCGCCUAGUAUACCAAGGCGAUGGAACUCGUGAAUGGUUAUCGCAAGAGGACACUGCAAGUCCAACUGCUUUGCAGGAAGCAAUCACCACUACUUGUGUUAUUGAUGCAGACGAAGGUAGAGAUAUAAUGACAAUGGACGUUCCUAACGCUUUCAUUCAAACUUAUAUGCUUGAAGCAAAGGAAGGAGGAGAUCGUGUCUACAUGAAAAACAAUGGCAUGAUGGUCCAGAUAUUGAUUGACAUGGCCCCAGAGUAUCGCGAAUACAUUGUAUUAGAGAACGGAAAGCGAGUAAUCUAUGUGCGGGUACUACGUGCUAUAUAUGGGAUGUUGCAAUCGAGCCUCCUAUUCUAUAAUCAGUUUCAAAGCCUCCUAUUCUAUAAUCAGUUUCGAAGUGAUUUGGAGGCAAAGGGGUUUGUUUUCAAUCUGUAUGACCCGUGUGUUGCUAACAAAGUUAUUGAUGAAAAACAACAAACUAUCAGAUUUCAUGUUGACGAUCUUAUGUCAAGUCACAUGGAUCCGAAAGUAAAUGACGAAUUUGCUGAGUGGUUGAACAUGAGAUAUGGUUCAAUCCAGGCAUGUAAAAUUGUCAGAGGAAAGAUACACAGAUAUCUUGGAAUGACUUUGGAUUUCUCGAUGAAAGGAAAACUCAAGAUCCGCAUGGACAACUAUGUCAAGAACAUGUUGGAAGAUUUUCCUAUCAAGUUCAACAAGGAUUCAAAGCAGGAAACACCAGCUGAUAGCAAUUUACUGGAAGCUGGUAAAGGGAAGUUACUCAGUGCUGAGUAUCGUCAGAUCUUCCAUACUACUAUUGCAAGGGGACUUUAUGUCUCUAAGAGAGCUCGUUUGGAUAUCCAUCCAACAAUUACUAUUCUUGCCUUGAGAGUUCAAGAACCUACAGAGUCUGAUUGGAAGAAGUGUGUUUGCAUGAUGCGAUAUUUGUUUUGUACAUCGUUGUAUCACCUGACACUUUCCGCAGAAUCACUACGAGUCAUGAAAUGGAUGAUUGACGCAUCAUUUGCGGUGCAUCCAGAUUUCAAGAGACAUACUGGCGGCACUCUGUCUUUUGGAGGAGGUGCAGCUCAAGUGAUGUCAAAGAAACAAAACUAA
Messenger RNA from Cylindrotheca closterium, 2154 nucleotides. Lineage: Eukaryota; Bacillariophyta; Bacillariophyceae; Bacillariales; Bacillariaceae. The record is from the annotation of a GenBank genome assembly.